This is a messenger RNA of Musca vetustissima, 1305 nucleotides long. RefSeq lists its product as uncharacterized. The coding region runs from base 1 to 1305 and encodes 434 amino acids. The record is from RefSeq and is a predicted model, not a curated record. The transcript is spliced from 4 exons. Lineage: Eukaryota; Metazoa; Arthropoda; Insecta; Diptera; Muscidae.
AUGGCAGAAAGCACGCAAAGCCUAACUGUGGAAAUUUUAAACAAAAACGAUUGUUUGACAAUUAUUAAGAAUUGUUUAAAUUUGCUCGGUGACAAUGAUUUUGAAUUGCUGUCAUAUCAAGUUGUGAAACCCUCCGGCGAUUUGGUGGGCUUUAUGGGCGAAUACUAUAAACUGCAUGUGGAUAUUAGGGAAAAAAAUUCGAAUGCUCUCCGAACCCUAAAAUUCUUUGUAAAAAGUAUACCCGUCACCAAUGAGGUUUAUCGCGAUGAAUGUGAACGUAAGGGUUUCUUUCGCAAGGAAUCUCGAAUCUAUGCUGAUAUUUUACCAAAUCUGCAACGCUAUGCUUCGUCGGAUUUAUUUCCCAAGUCGUAUUUGGUACGUUCUGAUAUUUUAGUUUUGGAAGAUUUUUCGCUACCUGAAAAAGGUUUCCAGCAAUUAUCGCCCGCGGAUAUUUACACCACCAAACAUUUGCAAUUGUGUGUGCAAUUAUUGGCCCGAUUUCAUGCGGCCAGCUUGGCAUGGGAGACCAAGGAGUCCAUUAAUAUUGGUGAGAAAUUCCAAGAUGUUCUCAUUGAAAUGCAGCUGACCGCAAAGAAUGAAUGGUAUAUCACGGGCAUCAAGGCCGCCCUGUAUUUAGCCCAAAUACACCCCAAGUACCAAUACCCCGAGGCCCAAGAAUUCAUUAACGGAAAACUCUAUCAACUAUUUCUCGAUAUGGAACAAUUUGCCAAUGCCUCCACGACUCUUCGCAAUGUUCUCUGUCAUCGUGAUUCCUGGAAUAGUAACAUCUUUUGGAAAUUUAACCCAGAUACCAACGAACCCCUCGAAUGUCGUAUUGUUGAUUUUCAAUUAACCCGUUACAGUCCACCGGCCAUUGAUGUUUUGAAUUUCCUUUAUAAUAAUUUUGAAACUUCCGAACGUAGGGACAAAGAAGUACCUGAACUUUUGAAAUAUUAUUACAGCACUUUGAAGGAGGAAUUAAAGCAGUUGGAUCUACCGGAGGAUUUAAUACCGCAGCAGGAAUUCGAUGAAGAUUGCCGUAAAGCUUUAUUGCCGGUGUUAACUUUGAGAGCCAUUUGUGUGCCAUUGUUUAAUUUACCCAAAGGUUGGGCCUCCCACAUGCGGGCCACGGAGCCUAAAAAAUUUGACGAGUACAUGAAUAGUGAGCGUACGGAAAUGUUUGAGAGGGUUUCGAAACUAGAUCCGACCUAUGUGGAGAAGAUAUUGUUCCCGGUCCAGACUGUCGAACUUCUACAAUCUCUGGUAAUUACCCGACAGGUAAAUUUCACGUGUAUGCUAUGGUAA